Molecule: messenger RNA, 858 nt
Organism: Alternaria rosae
Lineage: Eukaryota; Fungi; Ascomycota; Dothideomycetes; Pleosporales; Pleosporaceae
Exons: 3
Coding region: 1-858 (285 amino acids)
Source: RefSeq, a predicted model, not a curated record
AUGGGCAGAUACGCCAGAAUCAAGUUGCAGACUAACGUCGCCAUCCCUUGGCUCAUUGAGACUGCUCGCGGGCACGGUAGCAAUAUGCAAGUCACUAGCGAUAAGAAUUCUAACCCUUUAGCCACGCCGUCGCCGACGCCCUCAACGAGUUCGGCCAAGACAGGCAGGUUGAAAGGAAAAGCGCGAAAGGAAGCAAAGAAGAUGGAGCAGCCGCAAGUUCAAGCAUCUUCACCUAAGAAGAAUGCCUCUGGAAUAUCAUACAAGUGCCUACUGAGGAGAUACUUCGCCAGGCCCGUUAUCUGGAAGAUCUCGGUCAAGAGCUUGUCAAGUCCAGAUCUGUAUGGAAUGCCUUCAAGGAGGCUGUGCGAGGCCGUGCGGAGCACACCGCCAGGUUUGCUGAAGAAGAGCCCGAGCACGAAGGUAACGCCGGCCACGUGGCAUCCGACAACACAGCACGACAAGGAGCUUACUCUAAACAACCUGUUUGAGGCUCUCCAGGACAUUGAACUACCCAAUGAUACAUCAGAGACUGCCACGUUGGAUGUACCUUCCGACGAAAGUACAACCGAUGGCGCGCUGUUGCCUACACCACCAGCCCGCUAUGAGCCACCCACCGAUUCCAAAGAAGAGUUACGGCUGCGUUGGCUCUGUUUCAAGGACGAAGCUGAUUCAAUCAUAUCGUGGGUAAUUGGUAUAUGGAAACAGUAUUUUCACGGAUGUGAGGAAGAUGCAAACUUAAAGACUGCAUCUCUUCUAUCAGAUCUGGCGCUCGAGCUGAUAUACAAGCUCGAAGACGACAUGACAGAUGAUCGUGACAUGGUACAAGGAGCCAAGCUCAUCGAGUCAGCGUCAUUAUAG